This is a messenger RNA of Symbiodinium necroappetens, 2652 nucleotides long. Lineage: Eukaryota; Dinophyceae; Suessiales; Symbiodiniaceae. The record is from the annotation of a GenBank genome assembly.
AUGGAGCCUGUUCCACGAGGGUCUGCGGUGGCCGGGCCUCUUAGCGUUGCCAUCAGCGGACCAUCUGGACUCUUAUGCACACUGCAUGCCUGCAAGUCGUGGUCCCUUCGUGAGCUCAAGCAUGCCAUCCAGGAUGAUCAAGGAAUUUCCUAUCGCCAACAGCGAUUGAUCUAUGGCUUGCGUGAAUUAAGCGAUGCCGAUCUCCUCGGGGAGCUUUGUGCAGACGAGCCGCCAGACGUACCGCUGGAUCUGACGUUAGUCCGCCGCUCUUUGGAGCAGGUGGAGUGGCUCCGCCUCGCAGAGGAGGACUGGAGCGAGCUGCUGAAUCAACCUGGGGAAGUUUGGUCGGAUCGUGAGGUGGUGCUGCGGGCUGUGGCCAGCUCCGUCUGGGCCUUGCAGCAUGCCGCGGAGGAGCUUCGUGCGGAUCGGGCUGUGGUUGAGAAAGCGGUGAAGCAGAACGGCUUGGCCCUGAAGUUUGCUGCGGCUGAGCUGACGGCUGAUGUGGAAGUCGCCUUGGCGGCCGUCUCCCAGUGUGGCCGCGCUUUCCAGUAUUGUUCGGAUCUCCUCCAGGCAGACCGCAAUUUCAUCUUAUCUGCAGUGGGAGCUAACGGACACUCGCUGAAAUAUGUCUCUGAGCAGCUGCAAGAUGAGGAGAUCGUGCGAACAGCCGUGGAUCAGUGUGGAAACACCCUCGGCGACAUCCUCGACAACUCAGCAUCUGGACCAUCUGUAAAGCGUCGGAUCCGGCAUGUGCUUCAGAACAAGGGCGUCCUCGGCUUCGAAGAAGAUUCCACGGCCGCUCUAGAUAAGAUGCAGUCAAUGACGAUCUAUAGCAAAGGCUCUGAUCAGACCUGCUUCUUUGGUCGUGGUGGUUCCGAUGGGCACCUGGGCUUAGUGAAGGUUCUGGGCUGGCAGGCGGCCCAGCUCUGCGAGUUAGCGAAUUUGGGGCUUCCCGUGCCUCCGGGCUUCUGCUUGAAGGCUGGUCCGGAGCCUUGGGAGCUGUGGCCCUGGGCCAAAGCAGCCUUGAAUCAGGUGGAGGCAGCAAUGCAGCAAGAGUUUGCGAAUCCCGAUGCUCCGCUGCUGCUGUCGGUCCGGAAUGCUCAGCAGGAGGUUUCCAGCAUUGGACUUAGCGAUGAAAUCGCUCAGCACCUUGCAGCGCGUCAGAACCCGAACUGCGUCUGGGAUUCCUAUCGCCGCCUCAUCGUGUCCUAUGCCCAGGUUGUCCAUAAUCUUGACAGCGCUCCCUUUGAGCGAGAGCUCGAGAAAGUCACCGAGGCCUUGAAUGCGAGGGAUUGGCUCGGACGGAAACACGAUGUCUGGCAAAUUCCGACCAACGACUUGCAGCAGUUGGUUGAGACCUAUAAGGACAUCUACCAACACCAGACAGGCGACGUGUUUCCGCAAGAUCCGACUGUGCAGCUGCAGAAGGCCAUGGAGGCCGUUCACGGCAAAUCAAUUUCUGACUCGGGGGCUGCCAUCGUACAAGCGAUGGUGUUUGGGAAUUACGACUUCCAUUCAGGAGCUGGCAAGCUCAUGCUACAAAACUCAGAUGGCACGCCCUGCGAUUUUUCGGGCACCUGGCUACCGAAAGCACAGAGGGAGGACAUCUCAGCCCAGAAGCGGCCUGAUCAGCAGUUGACUUUGCAGGCAUCGCAGAAGUGGGCUGAGGCAGAGGGCAUUGCCGAGGGCACUCGCUCGUCUGAGUUCCCUUCUUUGGAAGAGUGCUUGCUGCCGGUUUGCGCUGGCUUGGCUCACUGCAAGGACGUACUGGCCCGUGCAGGCCACGACAUCCAGGCCGUGGAGUUCGUGGUCCAGCAGGGGAGGCUCUGGCUGCUACAACCUUCCACAAACAGUGCCAAGACGCUCCAAGAGGCAGCGUUGCCCAGCGCACCGCCUGUCACCUUGGAGCCGUUGCCGGGAGGACCCGUGGAGGAGGUUGAGCUGACCACAUACACCACUUGGGACGAGGCUGACAUCGCUGGCCCGUCGCCGGAACUGAGUGCUGCCGUGGAGCCUCCGGUGGAGCCUCAACUCGACUUCUGGGGCUUCCCCAAGGACGUGCCAGGUGUACGAAGUUUCAGAACAGGGUGGAAGCCCAGACUUGUACAGAAGGGCAGGGCCACCGAUCAGCCUGCCUGCAGACCUCUUCCAGAGAUGCGGGAGAGUCAGCAAAGCACUGGGCUGGCAUUCGGGUUGGCCUUGCCGCUCUGGCAGACAGCUGUCGCCGGAGGCUUCGCCUGCGUCGCUCAUCGCACAGUGGCCGCAUCUGUGGCCGACCUCAUGGGCUGCCCGACGCGCAAGCCUGCAAUCCAAGAGCUCGCCAGGCAAGCGGUGCCGACAGUUGCCAGGAAUGCCACGAAGUUCUCCGCCGGCUUUCCCUUCGGUGCCAUCUGCUGUUCGCUUUAUGUCAACAUUUUGCAUUUCUCCGCAACAAGCUCAGGGAAGGAGACCUCGGACAAUCUGGACCCAAUGAGCAGGUUCAGCUGCGCCUCUGCUGCCGUGACCCUGGCCACUGUUGCAACAUACCCACUGGCGCUGCCCACCUUCGGCCACGACAAGAGCUUAACUAUCCGUUCAGCGGCGACGGCCUUGCGUGCCCACGGCUGCCGUGCGGUGGCGUCAGCCAACCCCGUGGCAGCAGUUGAGAUGUGA